AUGCGACACCCAAAAUGUCUGGCUGGACUGAACGUCACCUUCCUCAACGACAGCCCGUUUAGCUCCGCGGUCAUCGACAGCAAGUCCGGGAAGCUUCUGUACUCUAUCUCUACCCAGACUGGCGACACCGCGCGCAACACCACCGUCAGCAAUAGCCAAGGCGAGGUCGUCGCCACACGCGAGCAGAGCUGGUGGCCUGGUGGCCGAGGGUACGACAACGUCAAGGUCCACGGGCAGAGGUGUACCCUUGAGCACUGGCUGCCGAGGAGGAAGAGGGCGUGGGCUUUCACCGCUAGCGUAUGGAUUCUUCCUGAGCCGAAUGGAGAUGUUUACCACUGGCAGAGUCUGGGAGAGGCGUUCAAGCUUCUUACCCGGAGCACUUCCACUGUUCAUGGUCAGCUCGUGAACCCACGAACGAAUGAGAUACUCGCCCAGUCGCAUCCAACCCACCAUUAUGGAGGCACCAAACUUUCCCUCGACGUCAGCCAUGACGUGCUCCACAUGCUUGACACCAUCAUAUUCUCAUUCGUGGUCCUCGAAGGCUCGCGAAUCGCCCCCGUCUGCACAGAGAGCAAGCGCAGAGGCGAAGGCGCACGAUCGUCUCGUACUGACAAGAACGGCCACAGGAGAGCCUUGUCAGAAUUCAACGGGGUGGAACGCGUUGGCACGCUGGACGCGGACACCGGUGUUACGACCCGUACGAUACGAGUUUCCAGCGUUUGA
Molecule: messenger RNA, 723 nt
Organism: Dichomitus squalens LYAD-421 SS1
Lineage: Eukaryota; Fungi; Basidiomycota; Agaricomycetes; Polyporales; Polyporaceae
Exons: 3
Coding region: 1-723 (240 amino acids)
Source: RefSeq, a predicted model, not a curated record